This is a messenger RNA of Saccharomyces paradoxus, 1044 nucleotides long. RefSeq names its product GTPase GPN2 (gene GPN2). The coding region runs from base 1 to 1044 and encodes 347 amino acids. Lineage: Eukaryota; Fungi; Ascomycota; Saccharomycetes; Saccharomycetales; Saccharomycetaceae. Gene Ontology annotation, molecular function: GTPase activity. The record is from RefSeq and is a predicted model, not a curated record. Gene Ontology annotation, cellular component: cytoplasm. The transcript has a single exon.
AUGCCCUUUGCUCAAAUUGUUAUUGGCCCACCGGGUUCAGGAAAAUCAACCUAUUGCAACGGCUGUUCACAGUUUUUCAAUGCCAUUGGAAGACAUUCUCAGGUAGUAAAUAUGGACCCUGCUAAUGAUGCGUUACCUUACCCAUGUGCUGUGGAUAUUCGAGAUUUUAUAACUUUGGAGGAGAUUAUGCAAGAGCAACAGUUAGGCCCCAAUGGUGGUUUGAUGUAUGCUGUUGAAUCCUUGGAUAAGUCCAUUGACUUGUUCAUAUUACAAAUCAAGUCGCUUGUAGAAGAAGAAAAGGCAUAUCUCGUAUUUGACUGUCCCGGACAAGUGGAGUUAUUUACUCAUCACUCAUCUUUAUUCAGCAUUUUUAAGAAAAUGGAAAAAGAAUUGGACAUGAGAUUCUGUGUAGUAAAUUUGAUAGACUGUUUUUACAUGACUUCUCCUUCACAAUACAUCUCCAUUUUGCUACUCGCAUUAAGGUCUAUGUUAAUGAUGGAUCUACCCCACAUUAACGUUUUUUCUAAGAUAGAUAUGUUGAAAUCCUACGGGGAAUUACCCUUUAGAUUAGAUUAUUAUACAGAGGUUCAGGAUCUAGAUUAUUUGGAGCCAUAUAUCGAAAAGGAAGGCUCUAGUGUACUGGGAAAGAAAUAUAGCAAGUUAACUGAGACAAUCAAAGAGCUUGUUUCAGAUUUCAAUCUGGUUUCAUUUGAGGUCCUGUCUGUGGAUGAUAAAGAAAGUAUGAUAAAUCUUCAAGGUGUUAUAGAUAAAGCAAAUGGCUACAUAUUCGGCGCAUCUGAAGUUGGCGGUGAUACAGUUUGGGCUGAGGCCUCUAGAGAAGGUGCAUUACUAGCAAAUUACGACAUUCAGGACAGAUGGAUAGACAAUAAAGAGAAGUACGAUAAAGAGGAAGAAGAGAAACGCGCGGCGUUGCUAAAAGAACAAGAGUUGCAAAAUAAAGCCGUUGAUGUGAAUGAAGAGGAUGAGUGGGAAAAUGCGCUGAAGGAAUGGGAAGAAAAACAGGGUACGGAUUUCGUUAGAUAG